AUGAGGCAAUUUGACAAGACCAACCAAACUCGAUCUGUUCAAUCGGAUGCAAUCAAGGCAACAUUAAAUCUACAGCAUAACUGUCAUUCGGCCAACUGUCAAGUCGGCAACACAAGGAGCACCAAAAUCGAAAGAUUGAAUACAACUGUCAAAACGCCUGAAGUCACACAUAUUGGGGACAACAGCUUUAUCCUGAAUUCGGCAUCUUUGCAUGCGCCCGAGGCCCAUCGACGAUUGGCGGACUUGCAGAUAAACCCGGUAACACCAGAACACUGGCUCGAUGUCUGUCAAGCCGGGUUGGAGAAUUGGGGAGUGAUUACUGUUCCUGAUCAUGCAGGUCUGCAAGCUGAAGAUACUCCAGCCAGGUCGCCGGAGAUUCCUUCAACACCAAUCGUGUAA
This is a messenger RNA of Puccinia graminis f. sp. tritici CRL 75-36-700-3, 399 nucleotides long. RefSeq lists its product as uncharacterized. The record is from RefSeq and is a predicted model, not a curated record. NCBI's taxonomy places the organism in Eukaryota, Fungi, Basidiomycota, Pucciniomycetes, Pucciniales, Pucciniaceae. The transcript has 2 exons. Bases 1 to 399 code for a protein of 132 amino acids.